UUUAAUGCUCUUUGGUCUUCAAUUUUGCAUAUGCAGCAUUGUUAUUUUUUGAUGUCAUAAGCAUUUUUUUUGUUUAAUUCAAAAGUAUUCACUUCCGAAACGAAAACAAUGAUGGAGGUCGAUCUUUUUUCAAGUCCUGACAAAAUUAAUGAUCAAUCUAUCAAUUCACGAACACCGAGAUCUAGUACUAAAAAACGAAAUUUUCGAUCAAUAUUUAAACAACAACCACAACAAUUGACAUCACCGCAAUGGUUCAACAACUAUCGUGAUAGAUGUUUGAACAAAUGGCACAUUAGAAAUGAGGAAAGGCGAGCUAAUCUGUUUAAUCAAUUUAGAAAAAUUAAAUUAGACGAAUGUGAUCAAAAUGAUUCGAUUCAACAAGUGAUGAAUGAUGUUUGGAUUGAAUUAAAUGGCCCGGUUAUCGAUCACGAUGAAAUGAUUGAAUACUAUGAACAAUUUCUUCUACCUCUGAAGCAGGAGCUGAACGAAAUGGACCGCUGUUAUCCGGAUGAAAGUGAUACACUUGAAUGGCAAGAAUUGUUGGACAAUCAAUACACAAUCACUUGUAUGCUGUGUUGGCGUGCAAUAUGGACAUUGGAACAUAGACAAGAAUCGACCGAGAUUAGAUGUUCGAAUUGUGGAUUCACAUUAAUAACUAGAUUAAUUUUUAACGAAAAGCAAUUAUUUGAUCGAGUUGAAGAAUUAUUGAACCAACAUAACUAUGGUGCAAAUACGGCUAAAGAAUAUUUACGAUGCGCUGAAAAAUUGAAAUUUCAACCUAUUAUUGCUGGUGAUAAUUCUUUAAAAAAUAUUAAACUCGAAUGUAAUUCUUGCGAUUUUGACGUAUUAUUGUUAUGAUCAAUAUUUUACAAUUGAACUAAUCGAGGAAUUGAUUCAUCAAUUCUGGCAUUGUAUUCGAUACAUAUUCACUGAAACACCAACAAACUAAAAUAUACGUUAUUACAUUUA
This is a messenger RNA of Dermatophagoides pteronyssinus (European house dust mite), 969 nucleotides long. RefSeq lists its product as uncharacterized. Lineage: Eukaryota; Metazoa; Arthropoda; Arachnida; Sarcoptiformes; Pyroglyphidae. The record is from RefSeq and is a predicted model, not a curated record.